AUUUAUUUAAUAUUUAUUUCCACUUAUUUAUUUAAUAUUGCAUUAGGUGACGGGAUGUUGUAUUGGUAUGAUACUACCGAGAAUAGAAACAAUGAUUUUAGAAUGUCAAAUGUCCCAGAUAACACCUACACUGAAGACCUUGAUUGCAUCCAACCUUUUUUAAAUGAUGAUCAAGGUAUGUUAUAUAACAAAGGGGAGUUUAGAACUUUUGCAACCAUUAUUCAAGGUGAACCACUAGAGGUCUUUUUAAAUCAAAACAACAGUACUGACUUUAAUAAAUACAACUAUUAUGAAAAUGCAAAACAGGUUAUUGAAACCAGUGAAGAUGAUGAUUCUUACAUUCAAGAUAAUAUUGUAUUGGUUAAAAAUGAAGAUUCAUUUGAUCAAUGGACCAAUUUAAUUGACCCAAGUGUAACUUUAACAGGCUCACAAUUUUUCCAAAUUGACCCAUCAAAUACAAGUUAUUACUAUAAUGAAAGUUUCUUCCCAAUUGAUGGAUUAGGUUUUGGUGAAUAUGAACAAAAAAAUAAAAAUCACAAUUACUUUUGGUGUUCAAGAAUUAGAUUCUUAAGUCAAGUUCCAAUGGAUCAAGAUAAAGAAAUGAUAAUCAAGUAUGGUGCAUCUGAUGAUAAAUUCCUUUUUGUAAAUGACGAAUUGGUUUAUAGUUUUAUUGGUGUAACCGACAGACACGAAAAAGAAAUAUUAAUAAAUAAUAAUACAGACAUUAAUGGAAGGGAAACAAUGCAACCAGGUGAUAAAUUCGUUAUAGAUUUUAUUAAUUGUAAUAGAAAGGAUAGAGAUGAUUAUCAUUUAUUAAGCAUUGAUGCAAAUUUCCCAUUAUUUUGUAUUUAAAAAUUUUAAAUAAAAUUUAUUUAUUAAAUUUUAUCAUUU
Dictyostelium purpureum is the source of this 891-nucleotide messenger RNA. RefSeq lists its product as uncharacterized. Bases 55 to 852 code for a protein of 265 amino acids. The transcript has 3 exons. The record is from RefSeq and is a predicted model, not a curated record. Lineage: Eukaryota; Evosea; Eumycetozoa; Dictyosteliales; Dictyosteliaceae. Gene Ontology annotation, cellular component: extracellular region.